AUGGAUACACCAAGCCCUAGAGACCCUCGUUUCUCACCAAGAAGUCAAGCUUCUACACUUCCAAGAUUGGAAGCAAUGCAAAGACCAUCACCACCUACUGAAGAAGAAGAUACUUGGCAGUAUGAUCCCAUUGAUCCCAACAAGAUAAGCCCCAUGAAGCUUAAAGAGUUCAAUGCUAAGGUGAAAUCACUUCCAUUCUAUGUCACUUUUGAAGAAGCUUGGGAUAAACAUGGUCUAGUGGAGUUCUUUUUCACAACUAGUGAAAACAAAGAAGAGAUACACCAACUUUUCAGGAAGGCUCGAUUUCCCCUUGCCCCUCAUGGAGUCAAUCAACCACCAUCACCACCAUCAUCACCACCACCCAGUGGUAUGUCAAUUCCAUAUCAAGAGAGAAGCUUGCUGAGUUCAAUCAGUUUGUCCAAACUCUUCCAGCCAGCAUGUCUUUCAAAGAAGCUUGGCGCCACUACCCAUUCACCACCUUUCUUCCACAACUGCAAGGAGACACCUGAGGACAUAAAGAGCUUUUUGAGAAAGCUAAAGUUCAGCCUACCUUCAAGACCCUCUACAAGAUUGAAGACCCAGGUCAAUUCUCUAUUCCCUGUCAAGUAA
Messenger RNA from Microthlaspi erraticum, 609 nucleotides. The record is from the annotation of a GenBank genome assembly. Lineage: Eukaryota; Viridiplantae; Streptophyta; Magnoliopsida; Brassicales; Brassicaceae.